CGAUGGCGGCGCGGCCCGCGCUGCUGCUGCUGCUGCUGGCGGCGGCGGCGGGCCCGGCCCGCGGCUCGCAGGGGGACCGGGAGCCGCUGUACCGGGAGUGCCUGAGCCGCUGCGAGCGGCAGAACUGCUCCGGGGCCGCCCUGCGGCACUUCCGGGACCGCCAGCCGCUCUACAUGGGCCUGACAGGUUGGACGUGCCGGGACGACUGUCAGUACGAGUGCAUGUGGCUCACGGUGCGGCUCUACCAGCGCGGGGGGCACCGGGUGCCGCAGUUCCACGGCAAGUGGCCGUUCCGGCGGUUCCUGUGUUUCCAGGAGCCCGCCUCCGCCCUCGCCUCCUUCCUGAACGGCCUGGCCAGCCUGGUGAUGCUGCGGCGCUACCGCGCGGCCGUGCCCCCCGCCGCGCCCACCUACGGGACCUGCACCGCCUUCGCCGGG
Messenger RNA from Corapipo altera (White-ruffed manakin), 437 nucleotides. RefSeq names its product post-GPI attachment to proteins factor 3-like. NCBI's taxonomy places the organism in Eukaryota, Metazoa, Chordata, Aves, Passeriformes, Pipridae. The annotation marks the transcript as partial. Gene Ontology annotation, molecular function: hydrolase activity, acting on ester bonds. The record is from RefSeq and is a predicted model, not a curated record. Gene Ontology annotation, biological process: GPI anchor biosynthetic process. Gene Ontology annotation, cellular component: endoplasmic reticulum membrane. The transcript has 3 exons.